AAUGGCGGCGCCGUCUUCGGCCUCGCCUUUUUCCCAGGGAAGUUGCCAGGAGUUGCUCGAAGAGGCUCUGUAGGAGUAGUAGCGGUGCGGCCUUAGUAGUGGGCGGGGAAUGGAAAAGGAGGCGCGAGACUUUUUUAAAACGGAGAUGAGUAAAAAAGAAGGCCGUUGAAGGAUGUACUCAUUGUUGAUGUCAGAUGAGCAGUGGUUCCUGCUUAUGCUCAUUGCAUCUUUUCUCCAGAACUCUCUGAAUAUAUCGGCACAUCUAAAUGUAUCCUCCCACUCUCAGAAACCAGUUAUCGCAGGACACUCCUUUACAACAAAAAAAUCAGGUUUCUGAGUACAAAAGUCCCACGGGCUGGAAAGCAAAAGAAGGCAUUUCCCCCUCCAUCACCGCCCCUUCACAGCUGCACAUGGCAGAUAAAAGCACCAGUGGGAUAUUGGCCUCCUCCAUCCACAGCGAAGACCUUCUGAGUGACAUGGAGCUCCUGCCAGCCUCAGAACCCACAACUCCAGCACAGCGGGUCCCUUGUUCUCACUCAGCCAGCCUUUACAGCUCCAAGGGGAUGAUACAACCCUACACAUCCUUGCACCAGUGUCGACAGACUGAGGUCCCAGCCUGUUCCCUCUUGGAUAGCCAGACUAACAGGGCCUUGGCCAGGGAACCAGAGGCUCCUGAGGUAGACCUGGAUACGUUGGCUGAAGAGCUGAGCCAUCGGCUCUCGACUGGUGUAGAGGCGAGUUCUCACAGGAAGGGUGCUGCCCCCACAGAGCUGCGGCAUAUCUCAGAAAUGGAGAAUGUGCGCUGCUACCUGCAGAAUAUGCUUCGUGGGUCCAAAGAGGCUGCUCAUGGAGACGCUGUGGCACCAGGAACCUUGGAGCGGAAAGAUGACGAUUCUUUCGAGAGCGAUAGCACGGCUGCCUUGCUCAAUGCCCGGCCGCUGCAGGAAGUGUCCCCGCCUGGCUCUUUUAUGGGCUUAGAGGAACUCUUCCCUCGCUACACCAGUUUACGCCUGGGCCAGGUCCGAGAACCCUCCUCCUAUGUAGAUUCCCACCACCUGAGGGACUCUUUGGACAAGGAGCAGGCUCGGCGGAAGCACUGCGAACGUCACAUCCAGACCUUGCAGCACCGCAUUUUAGAGUUGCAGCAACAAUUGGCUGUGGCUGUCUCAGCCGACAGGAAGAAAGAUAGCAUGAUAAAGCAGCUGGAUAAGACCCUGGCUAAAGUGGUGGAGGGCUGGAACCGUCAUGAGGCGGAGCGAACAACAGCGUUACAUCGACUGCAAGCUGAGAAAGAGGCAGCAGAACAGGCCCUGGGGAGGCAAAAGGAGAAAGUGUCAGAGAUGGAGGGGCGCCUUGAGAAUGCCUUGUCCGCCCUCAACCGGGAGCAGCAAGCAGUGAAACAGUAUUACAAAGAGAAGGAGAUGCUGGAGGAGGAGAAGGCGUCUGUGCUGUGCGACUUGGAGGCGGCACGCCUGCAGGUGCGUGACCUGGAGGGCAGUUGGGAUGUGGAGCGCCGCCAGCAAGAAGCGCUGCGAGCCACGCUGGAAGAACAGCAGCAGGACUGGGCCCAGCGGGAGAGGCAACUGGAGCAGCAGCGCCAGGCCCUGGAAGACGGGAGCCGGAGCCAGCUGGAGAUGGAAAAGGCAAUGACCCAACGAGAAGCUCAAAAGGCAGCAGAUGCCCAGCGGGUCCUGGCCUCUGUGCAGUCGGAAGUGCAAGUCCUGGGAACUGAACUGGAGGCUGUCCGGCGAGAGAGGGACAACUUAAAGAUGGAGAUAAGCUUGGUUAAGGCACGCUAUGAAGCACAGAAGGUAAAACUGGAGUCAGAAUUGAAAGUGGCGUUAGAGCAACGGGUGACAGAACGGCUGGCCGAGGUUCACGAGGAGAGCUUGCGCCAGAUGAGUGCCAUGCGGGAGCAGCACAGGAAGCAGCUCUUGGAGUUAAGCAGCCACCAUGAGAAGGAGUUGGCCAACCAGCUGGCCCAGUUCAAGUCUGACUUGGCUGAGAGGGAGGAUCGGCAGAGGCAUCUCACUGCGGAAUAUGAACACAGAAUCUCCAAACAGGAAGAAGAGAUUCGGGAGCUGCAGGUUAAACAUCGGCGGCUAGAGGCACAGCGAGCCGAGAUGGUGGGUCAGUUCCAGGCCAUGAUGCAAGCCCACUGGAACGAGGCCCUGCGUCUUUUUGCUGGCAGUGGUGCCUCCUUCCAGACCUGUGUGAAGCCCCAGCAGCAGGAUAACCCCUCAGUUGCAGACCCCACCGUGGACCCAGAAGCAGCUUCAGAAGCUCUGAAGAAGACGCAAAAAGUGGACUUUUUUGAGAAUAGCCAGAGGGCAGAAGACAGCAAAGUGUCACCCUGGACCCAGGCGGUCCCCCUCCAGCCUGUCACCCAGCGCAGCAAGUCCCAGGGGCCUCCUGAAGCCCCUGAAAAGUCAAUUCUGGACCCGUACCAGCAUUUUCUCCAUGCUUUCCCCGAUGUGGGUCGUCUCUCCUCAGAAUUCAGCCAUGUUUUCAACUACAGCCUUCUUAGUCCACAGGGCUUCCAGCAGCUGGAACCUCAGGCGGACACCACUGUAGCAGGUCCUGGUCUGACCUUCCACCCUGAGAACUUUGCAGAGCAUCCAUUCACCGAUGACACAGAUGAGACCCUCACAGAAGGGGCUGGCAUUGAGGGUCAGGCUUCCCACCGUAACAGUUCCGAGAGCAGCUUUCAAGUGCCUCCAUAUGACUUAAAUCACUACAUACGUCUGCUUUGGGACCACUCUGUGAAUGAAAGUGGUGCUCAGAAACAAGAAGGUUUUUCCAUGGUCAGGCCAACAGAAACGACAAACAAGACAGAGUUUGGCCCAUCCCUGUCUUACCAUGAACGGUCCACAGCUCUCUGGGAUCCAGCUCAGCCCAGCACCAUUCACAUUCAGCCACCCAGCAGUGCUGCUGUCCACAAAACCAAAGUGCCUUUGCCCAGAACUGGGCCAGCCUGCCCAAAUCAGGAACCAGCCAGUCCCCUGAAGCAGAAACCUGUCCAAGAGAGUGGGAUCCUGUCUCCAAGGCAGGUGGCUGAAGUUUCGCGUCUGCUGAAGCAAUACCAGGCCAAAGGAAGGCCUGUGCCUUCAACUGAGGACCUGUAUAACUAUUUGCGUGGGAUAAGCCAGAAUGGGACAGAAAUGAAAAACGACGGAAAUCUGCAAGCCAGGAGGAACUUGGAUUCCAAAUUAACAGAAACAACGAGGAAGGAGGGAGUUCCUAUGCGGCGCUCAGUCUCUUCAGGAUCUGGCCGCGAGAAGUCCCAGGCCAGUGCCAAAGCUGGGAGGAAACAAUCUGGAGGUGCACCAGCCUCCAACCCUCGCUUCAGCAGAGGCGGAGGAGGUAUAUGGAGAUGAUUUUGAUCUUGUGCUCGGACUAUUUCCUCCUUAGCCCAGUUUGUCUUGACAUUUUGGAUGGAUUUGUUCUGGAUGUGUUGCUUGUGAGCACCCGGCUUUGCUAUAAAAGUUUGCUCUUAUUUUGCACAGUUAAUUAUUUUUAUAUGAUUUUUAUUUUCUAAAUAAAAUAAUGUUGAGUUAUUUCUAA
Messenger RNA from Anolis carolinensis (green anole), 3564 nucleotides. It is a transcript of the gene cntrob, whose product is annotated as centrobin, centriole duplication and spindle assembly protein. The coding region runs from base 267 to 3377 and encodes 1036 amino acids. Gene Ontology annotation, cellular component: centrosome; centriole. The transcript is spliced from 20 exons. NCBI's taxonomy places the organism in Eukaryota, Metazoa, Chordata, Lepidosauria, Squamata, Anolidae. Gene Ontology annotation, biological process: centriole replication; mitotic cytokinetic process; centrosome separation. The record is from RefSeq and is a predicted model, not a curated record.